AUGAAGCUUACACCGAUAAUAUUAAAUUCUGAAAAUGUUAGUGGUAUAACAGGUUGUAUCUCGAUAUCGUGUUGGAUUGUCGUCUUCGUCCCUCAAAUAUAUGAAAAUUUUACAAGGAAGUCAUCUGAUGGAUUAUCAUUGUUGUUCAUUAUUUUGUGGUUAUUAGGAGAUAUUUUUAAUUUGGUAGGGGCGAUGAUGCAACACUUACUGACUACUAUGAUUAUACUGGCUGCAUACUACACUCUCGCAGAUAUUAUACUUUGGAUCCAAUGUAUUUGGUAUUCAGGUAAUGGAAAAAUGGUCGAUGAAGCUACAUCUGUGGAAUCCGUAUAUGAAACAGACCCACUUCUACAAAGUAGACGAGAUGUCAUAACGUAUAUCCCCGAUAAUGGUGAUUCUGAGGUAUAUAUUACAACCAUACCGGCAAAAGAAGUAAGGAAAACUAACAUGAGUCUGAAUAAUCUACUUAUCGUUUUUACAGUGAUUUUUGCCGGGUUUAUUUCCUGGUACAUACCAUAUUGUUCAAGAAUCCCAGUUGAGAAAACCCCCGAUUUACGUAUGAACUGGUUGGCUCAGGUCUUUGGUUAUUUAGGUGCAGUAUUAUAUUUAGGAUCAAGAAUUCCACAGAUUAUAUUGAAUUUUAAGAGGAGAUCCUGUGAAGGUGUUUCAUUUUUAUUCUUUUUAUUUGCAUGUUUGGGGAAUAUCAUGUUCAUUACAUCUGUCUUGGUGGUUUCAUUAGAUCCAGAGUACUUACUAGUUAACUUUUCCUGGUUAUUGGGUAGUGCAGGGACUUUGUUUCUUGAUCUGGUCAUAUUUAGUCAAUUCUUUCUAUAUGGUGACAAGCAACACUCGCACACAUCCGCGAUUAUGAGAAAGUCCAAACUGAGAGAUGAAGAAGAUUUUUACUCUGAAUGUUCUAGUAAUAAUCGAUGA
Messenger RNA from Naumovozyma castellii, 933 nucleotides. It is a transcript of the gene RTC2, whose product is annotated as cationic amino acid transporter. The record is from RefSeq and is a predicted model, not a curated record. The transcript has a single exon. Bases 1 to 933 code for a protein of 310 amino acids. NCBI's taxonomy places the organism in Eukaryota, Fungi, Ascomycota, Saccharomycetes, Saccharomycetales, Saccharomycetaceae.